GUACGGUCACAUAGGCCCAGCACCCAAAAGAGAGGGACAAAAAACAGAACAGAGACAGAAACAGCGCAGCAACCAAAAUAAUAACAAUUAAUAAUACUUAGUGUCCGCUAAAGAUAUAACACAAAUAAAGUCAGACACUUGCUAGCCUGGUUUUUCGCUAGUAAUAGUUUUUUCCUAUUGUUUGGCAGCAGUCUCUCUUGGUUAUUUUCUAUUUUUUUUCUGUUGCGACGCAUAAAUCGUCUCUUAAUCGAUAAAUAAGUUAACGACAGAGUACAAAAACAAGGCGAACGAUUUGCAGACUUAAUGUCGCAGUUUCUUUUUGUGUAGCAACAACAACAACAAAAUUAGUAGUAGGCAACAACAACAAAAUCAUAAACGAAAAACGACGAAAAAGAAAUUAAAAUAAAACGUACAACGCAGCGCAAUCGUGUCUGUAUUGGUGGUGUGCGUGUGUGUGUGCGAGUGCGAGUGAGCCAGCGAUAGGGCUCUGCGUCGACGGCGGCAGCGGCAGAAGAAAUAAAAAAAGUUCAGUUUUUUUCAAACAACUCGAGCUCAGCAGUUGAGAAUUGGCUGUGCGUCUCGAAAAAGCUAAAAUUUAUAAAUUCGAAGUAGCCCUAAGUUAAGCAACAACACUUGAAGGGCGUGGCAAAACCAAAUAAGAAGGGGGCGAAAAGAGAGAAAAAGCAAGACGCAGUUGGAAAUUUUGUUGCUGCUGCUGCCGCCUGCAACAAACGAAGAUAAUAAUAAAGAGGAGCUCGUAAAACAACAACAAUCGAAAAGCACACACCAAAAAGGAAAUCAACAACAACAAAUUCUAAAGCAAGAGAGAGAAAAGAGAGCGAGCAGCUGAAAACAUAUGAUUUUUGUUUGUGUUGUUGUUUUUGCGCGCGCUCUGCGGAACGUGUGAGAAAAUUGGAACGAGCGAAACGAGUGGCAUUGUUGUUGUGUUUCAGCUGCUGCUGAUUCAACCAACGAACAGCCACAACAACGCAAGUGUUGACAACAAAAGAGCCAACGACAGAGAGAAGGAGAGAGCGAGAGCAAAAGCGCAGGGUAAAGCAACACCCGAUCAGACGCAGUGUCUCCAGGAGAAGCGAUAAAAGGGAAUAGCAUAAAAGAGAGCAACAAGCGGUGACUGCCACCCGCCACCCACUGCCACCCACAACCACCCACAACCGCCCGCUGCCGACUGCCCUCCAGUGUGGAGGCACUGCAUCCUUGUCAGCAGCUGUGGUAGCAGCUAGAAGAGGAGCGAUUCCGGCGGCCAGUAGUUACCACCGGCUAAUCCCAGCAUCCGCAUUAUGUCCGCGGACUCGCCACGCCGCCAUCCCUCCGGCGUGGUCGGUUCCGGCAUUGGAUCGGGCUCCGGAUCCGGUUUGAGCUCCGGCUCUGGCAGCAGCAAAUCGGGCACCACAGUUCCCGCUAUUGUGCCACCGCAAGCAGUGUCGGAUCGCUCGAUCCUUGACUCGGCCAUCGGUUUCAUUAACGAUGUGACCUUGACCAACCAGCCGGUACAGGAUCCCAAGGACACCAUCACCUGGGCCCGUUUCGAAACGGGUGCGGAUGUGAGCGAUCCGCGUUUCGGCGACGACUGGGAACUGGAGGGGAAUGCAGCUCCGCCACUGCUCCUAAUACUCGGCUACGGUCUCGGCGUCCAGGUGUGGGCCAUCCCAGCCAACGGCGAGGCGGUUGAGGUGCUAUCAUGGCGCCACGGCGUCGUCACUGCCCUCCGUGUGCUGCCCACGCCGUCCACGGCAACCGCUCUGGACGAGAAUGGCCGGGCGGAUGAACCGGUCGAUGCCUUUGCCGAGAAACGUCCCCUGGUGGCGCUCGUCGAUGGAGGCAGUGCAGCGGCCAGUGGUCUACUGGCUGGCAGCUCGGGAUUGGGUGGCGGCGGAGGCGUUACAAUAGUUGGCGGCUCGGGGGGUGGAGUUGGCGGUAUCGGCGUAUCGGCCGCUGCCCAAUUCAGUGCCGUGAAUUUUUUGUCCCUCAAAACGGGCGUCCAGGUCAAGACGAUCAAGUUCAAGAACGCCGUGCUGGACAUCCAGGCCAAUCGAUCGGCGGUGGUCAUCACGUUCCACGAACGGAUUGCCGUAUUCGAUGCCAGGACGCUGGAGGACCGCCUCACAAUCACCACCUGCUAUCCCAGUCCGGGUAUCAAUCCCAAUCCCAUUGCUCUGGGACCGCGCUGGCUGGCUUAUGCGGAGCACAAGCUGCUGCACUCUAAGCGCAGCGGCGGCGGAUGCGAUGGCGAGGGUGUUCCCAGUUACACGGCCACCGUGCUCAAUGCGGCCAAAUCCUUGGGAAAGGGACUGCGGGAGCUGGGCGAGCAGAUGGCAGCCGGACUUACGGGCACCACCGCCGGCAGCGGUGCCAGCUCCAAGAGCAGCAGCUUCGACUCGGCCACUGGUGGACCGGAUGCUAAGCAGUCGGGUGUGGUUACCAUUAUCGAUGUGAAGCAUCCGGUGAAGGACUACAGCCCCACCACGGGUACUCCGUUGAGCUCAACAGGCGGCUCACAAGGCGGUGGCGAUCCAAUCGUGGCUCAUUUCGUGGCCCACAGCGAGGCCCUGGUGGCCAUGGAGUUUGACAGCUCAGGCAUGCUGCUCCUAACCGCCGAUAAGCGCGGCCACGACUUCCACGUGUUCCGGGUGCAACCGCAUCCGGUGGGUCCCAGUCUAGCCGCCGUGCAUCACCUUUAUGUGCUGCAUCGCGGCGAUACUACCGCGAAGGUGCAGCACAUCGCCUUCUCGCUGGACUCGCGCUGGGCAGCAGUGUCCACGCUGCGCGGCACCACCCACGUCUUCCCCAUUACGCCCUACGGCGGCGCCAUGGGCGUUCGCACGCACACCUCGCUGCACGUGGUCAACAAGCUGUCCCGCUUCCACCGGAGCGCCGGCCUCGGAGCUGAUGGCCGCUCCAGUUCGCCGAUCUCGCACUCCGAGAGCACGACGUUUGUGCAGUCGCUGCAGCCGUAUCACAAUCCCACGUUGCCACCGUAUCCGCGGCCGUCGGUGGUGCAGCCGUUGGCCCAGCUGCGCCAACCCUUUACACUAGGAUCACCGCCAGGAUCGGCGGGGUUGGGUGUGGGCGGCGGAGUGGUUGGAGGCGGAGGCAUGGGCACAGGAGUCAGUCAUGGAGGUGUCGGUGGUCAUGGAGGAGUCGGCGUAGGCAGUGGCGGCCAACGGCAACGUCAACGCCUCUCCUCACUGUCGGACGACACUGGCAAGCCGCUGAGCGUCUGCUCCAUCUUCGCGAAGUCGCGCUCCUGGCUGCUGGAGCCACCAAUGGCGACACGGGAGCAACCGCAUCGCGUCCAGCGGAAGGCGGUGGACUCGCUCUUCGUCAUGGCCGGCCACGGGGCUCUUAUCCAGUAUGACCUGGACACGAAGCUUGCCUCACAUGUUGCCAAAGAGAAGAUUUGUGAUGACACGCCCAUCGAGCUGGAGGCGGAUCCCCGCGCCCAGUGGAAUCUGGGUCGGCGCAAGGAUGGAUCUCAAGAAAUCAUACCACCGCUGUCGCUGGACAACUGGCUGAUCAAGGAUCGCCAUGCCAGCCUGCUGCUGGACAGCGCCCAUCAAUUCGACGAACCGGACGAGCGGGCCGAGAGCUGGCUGGCCCAGGUGGAGAUCAUUACGCACGCUGGUCCCCACCGCCGGUUGUGGAUGGGUCCGCAGUUCGUCUUCAAGAACUACAACACGCCCAGCGGUUCCAAUCUGAAUCACGUCGAUGCAGAGGCGGUGGAGAUAGGCGUAACCAAGGCACCGACAACCGCGCUGCCCUCGACGGCAGCUGCUUCCUCGGGACUGAGUUCGGUGACAAGCAAGGAUCGCUCCAGUCCGCUGAAUAUGCCUCUGAAUGCAACCACUACGGUGGGAGGAGGUGGAAUCGGGAGCUCUGCGGUCACGGGACGCAGCGGUGCCGGUGUACCGGUUCUAAUCGAAUCGGGAUCUUACAGCAGCAUUGAGCAGAGUCCCAAGUUGAUGGAUCGCUUCCGACAUGGUCACUUGGAUUCGGAUUAUGGGCAUGGCGAUAUACGUCUAAAAGAGGAUUUGGCGGAUGCCAUGCGUGAGUCCCCAUCCACGGCAGCGGCGCGACGUGAGACUACGGCAGCUCCAGAUCAGACUGCACCGCCGUGUGGCGAUCAUCUGGCUACCGCUUCCUCGCCAGCUUCUGCGGAUCUCUUGGCCGCCGGAGGAGGCAGUUUGUCCUCGAAUUGUGAUAAUGCUUGCUACUACGAUGCCCUCGCCGAGCACGAGAGUCUCAAUGAUCUGGACGAGGUGGAGGAGCGUCAUCAGCCGGAUACGGAGACGCAUUUGCACUCGAUGGAUUCCAUUUCGGCCCUGGCCUCCGUCCUGCCCAACAUUUGCAGCUAUUCUCGCGUAGAGAAAAUGGUCAAUCCAUUGGGCACUGUUACGGAUCUAAAUGCCGGCAUCUCCGGUGAACUGCAGACGGAUAUGUUGGACGAGGUGGUGUGCCAACUGGCCGCCGAGGAGUCGGUGAUCCAUGAGAAUUGCGAUGAGGCCCUCUUCCGGCCAGUGGUGGCCAUCUUCUGUAGUGAUCCGGCUGAAAGACAAAGGCUUCUACAGAAGGAUCACAAGAUGGAGGAAGCCAUGCCAUCGGAGCUGGAGCAGGCCAGUUGCCAACCGCCUGUGGUGCUUGUCAAUAAGUUGAUUGUACCAGUGAUUGCCAAGGAGGUGGACGAGGUGCUCGUCCAGAAGGAGAAGCAAAAGUCCCAAAAGCAAUCGCACAAGGCGCAACAGCAGCAGCAGAAAACUCUGCGAUCCCUGGCAGCCGCCGAGGAUGCGGCGCAAGCACAGAAAUUUGCGGAGCUCUCGCACCUCAACAAGCCCAAGGGCAACAACAGCAACAAUAACAACAAUAAAACUGCCAGCCAGAAGAGUGGAAGUGGCACCUCCGAGGAUGAGGGCACUACCACGAUCGCGAAAUCAGCGAAGAAGGCCAAGAGUAACAAACAAAUGACCAGCGGAAAAGUCAGCGAAAGAAAGACGGAACAAAAGAAUCAGGAGCAGGAGAAGAUUGUCGCGGAGGAGGAGGUGGUGGUGAUGGUGAAGAAAGUCCAGGAGGAGGACUCGGAUCCGGAGUCGGAUCAUGCCGAUAGCUUGCUGGCCAACAAGAGUAGCAUUGCUGCUGUUAUGGUAAGCAGUGCUAGUGCCCAGGGAUUAAGUUUGCAUGUGGAGACUAGUGCACCGGAUGCGGAGAAUGAGGAUGAGGAGGAAGAGGAGCAGGAGCAGGAUCAUGAGCAGGAUCCUGAGGAAGAGCCUCCCAAGAUGGCCAGAAAGAAGCAACAACCUGGGGGAGCAGUAGCAACCGUAACAAUCGACAAGGAAAAGGAGAAGGCCAAGGAAAAGGAAAAGGAGCUGAAGCUAAAAGAAAAGGAAAGGGAAGCCGUCUUGCUGAAAGAAAAAGAAAAAGAGGAGAGGCUCAAGCUUAAGGAAAGAGAAGAGAAGAUUAAGGAAAAGGAAAGAGAAGAUAAAAUAAAAUUAGAAAAGAUAAAGGAGAAGGAAAGAGAAGAAAAGAUCAAGGAAAAGGAAAGGGAAGAAAGGAUCAAAGAGAAGGAAAGGGAAGAAAAGUUAAAGGAAGAAAAGCUCAAGGAGAAACAGAGAGAAGAAAAGCUUAAGGAGGAAAAAAUUAAGAAGGAAAGAGAAGAAAAGAUCAAGGAAAAGGAGCGAGAAGAAAAGAUCAAAGAAAAGGAGCGAGAAGAAAAGCUUAAAGAAGAAAGGAUCAAGAAGAAGGAAAGAGAAGAAAAGCUCAAGGAGAAACAACGAGAAGAAAAAAUUAAAGAGAAGGAAAAAGAGGAAAAUCUUCGGAAGGAGAGAGAAGAAAGAAUCAAGGAAAAGGAGCGAGAAGAGAAACUCAAGGAGAAGGAACGAGCUGAAAGGAUCAAGGAGAAGGAAAAAGAAGAAAAACUCAAAGAGAAGGAAAGAGAAGAAAAGCUUCAGAAAGAAAGGAUCAAGGAGAAGGAGCGGGAAGAAAGGGAGGAGCAGCUCAAGAAAAAGGAACGGGAGGAGAAGCUAAAGGAAAAGGAGAGAGAAGAAAAGUUCAAGGAGAAAGAAAGGCAAGAUAAGCUUAAGGAAAAGGAACGUGAAGAGAAGCUUAAGGCGAAGGAAAUGGAAGAAAUGCUCCAAGAAAAGGAAAGGGAAGAAAAACUCAAGGAAAAAGAGAAAGCUGAAAAGCUCAAGAAUUUUGAAAGAGAGGCGAAGCUGAAGGAGAAAGAGGAACAGCUAAAAGAGAAAGAAAAAGACGCCAAACUCAAGGAGAAAAAGGAGAAAGAAAAGGUCAAGGAGAAGGAAAAGUCCCUUGAAACCGAAAAACCCCUCAUCCCAGCCAAUGUCACCAGUCCCUGGAGGCGAGUCAUCGAGGAGACUCCACCAAAACUGCCCGCGGCUCUGGAUUAUCCCAGCCUGGGAAAGAAGCCCACGAAAUCGAGUCCCGAGAAGAAGCGGGAUGAGAAACUGCUCCCCGGACUGAGCACACCCCCGAAAGAGGUCAAGGACACAUUUGAGGACUUUCUAUGCGGCUUAAAGCCACUGGAGGCCCUGCCACCGCUUCCAGCCCUCGAACCCCUGGAGGUUAAGGAGGACUCGAAGAAGGAAGCGGUCAGUCUAAUUAAUUUCGAAAGUCCGCUACAGGAGAAUGCAGCGAUCCCGCGCAAGAUUUCACCACCACCCCGAGGAUUCACCGAACAAAAUCUGAUUCUCGCGCUGUGCGGUUCACUGCACUACGAGAACGAACAGAACGAACGGAUCAGGGAAUCUGAUCCGGAGGCGCAGCCCGAGGUGGAAACCACACCAGAACCGGCAUACAUUGCCCUGGAUACGCUCGCCUUGCAGAAAUCCACCUCCACAUCGAAUAACUCUUCCGGAUCCGAGGAGAUUGUCAUUAUGGAGGAACCCGUGAAGAAACUGAGCAAGAAGCACAAGCGACUGAAGCAGCUUCAACUUCAGCAGGAGCAACGAGAUCGGGAGCCAGACGAUGAGGAGCUGCGUCCCCUGAUCAGCAUCAGCAUGUGCGAUUCCCAGCUGGAAGUGCAGGAAUCAGCUGCCAAGUCAAUUCCUGAUGACGACGUGGAUGUUGAGGAGCUGGACCCAGAGCAACAAUCACUGCCCGAAGAUCUGCUGCACUUUGGCAGCAGUGGCGUGGCCACUAUCGCCACCACCACGGACAGCGAUGGACCUGUGCCGGCCACCACAUCCGAUGACAAUCUGGUCUACGGCUCCUCCAACACCACCAAUGCCGCACCGCACAAGCUCAAGACCAAGAAGCUGGAGCACAAGAUCAAUCUGAUAGCAGCCAUCGAGGCGGCCACCUCCUCGUCCACAUCGUCGGCGGAGGAGAGUAGUGUGGAGACGACGGUCCAUCCGGAUCCCACGGGUCUGGGACUGGGCAUUGGCCUGCAAGCCCAUUCGCCUGGUGGAUCGGGUGGCGGUGCUGCUGGCGGCCACUUGGUCACCGGUGCUGGCACCUCUGCGUCUCUGCCCGCCGCCGGGGGCGUUACCUCUGUGGGAUUGGGCGUGGGCAUGGCCAGCCCGCCGAGUGCCACAAAGAAGAAGACGAAACGACGCAAGAGAUAAGAAUUAGCGAUUUGUUUGCUGUGCGUCUUUAGCCUGGUGGUGCUGUGGCAUCUGUAUGCCAAUCGACAGGACGGAGCACCCACUGCCCAUGCGCUCCAACAGGAACCGCCGGAUCAUCAUCCACCACCAUCGGAAGAGCCAGGGCAAUCCGGUCGGCCAGCCCAGCCCGAUCCCAUUUUGAAGCAGGUGGAAGGUGAGCAGCCGGUGGGCAGAACCAGAGCCAAGUAGGGGAACACAACAUAUGACACCCGGGACAGCAGCAAACGAGAGGAGACGCCUCCUCAACCAGCAAUUUCAAAAAGCUAUAUACAAAAAUGGACAACUAACCACGACAGAUGACUCUAGAUUCUUUAUUUUUAGCUGUGUGCAAGAAAAGUAUAUCAUUUCAGUAACCACAACAAAACAAAAACCAACAAAAAAAACAAAACAAAACACAAAACUCUGCAAAAAAAAAUUGUGAUUUAUCGAAAAGAAAAACAAAAAGUUAGGUA
This is a messenger RNA of Drosophila rhopaloa, 8086 nucleotides long. It is a transcript of the gene rudhira, whose product is annotated as breast carcinoma-amplified sequence 3 homolog. The coding region runs from base 1302 to 7595 and encodes 2097 amino acids. Gene Ontology annotation, biological process: autophagy; response to starvation. Gene Ontology annotation, cellular component: cytoplasm. The transcript has 8 exons. Gene Ontology annotation, molecular function: protein binding. The record is from RefSeq and is a predicted model, not a curated record. NCBI's taxonomy places the organism in Eukaryota, Metazoa, Arthropoda, Insecta, Diptera, Drosophilidae.